This is a messenger RNA of Drosophila takahashii, 11825 nucleotides long. RefSeq names its product Stretchin-Mlck (gene Strn-Mlck). The record is from RefSeq and is a predicted model, not a curated record. Gene Ontology annotation, molecular function: protein kinase activity; ATP binding; protein binding. Gene Ontology annotation, biological process: synapse organization; homophilic cell-cell adhesion; protein phosphorylation. NCBI's taxonomy places the organism in Eukaryota, Metazoa, Arthropoda, Insecta, Diptera, Drosophilidae. Gene Ontology annotation, cellular component: plasma membrane; neuronal cell body; axon.
CCACGUUCGGUGACAGUCGUGAAUCUUCUUUUGCAUCGAACGGACGUCUCACGUCCUAAACAAAAAAUCUCGAUCGAACCGUUGCGGGCUAUAUAUAUUGAUUGAAAAAGUCAUACAUAUACGACUCGGACGGAUAACAAUUUUUUCGGUUUUCAUUUACGAGUUUUAUCCUUAUCCAAAACCCGCAAGAGGCCGUACGAAAACGAUCCGAAAUGGGAGAAACGGAGAACGGAGAUAUCGAGCCACGGGCCUCUGCCGAACCGGAGGCGGCAUCUGGCCAGGAUACCCUACAGGUGCCGACGCAAAAGAAGCGCAAGCUUAAGUCCCCAACUCCUGGAAGCCUCCGUGGACGCAGUGCCACGCCCAUUCAUGGAAGGAGUCAGACUCCGUUUACCCUCUACAUGACGCGACGCAGUGCCACGCCCUCGACAUGGCGCAGCAUUACUCCCUUCCUGAAACGCGAGGAAAAGGAGAAGACGCCCUUCGAACUGGGCAGGGACAUUAAGAGCCAGACCACCUGCAAUAUCGCCGUCUUCGAUCGCGCCCUCGUAAUGGAUAUUUCCGAGCCGUUGGACGUGCAAAAGCCCGUGCGUUACAUAACGUCCGAUUUGUCGGUGAUCGAUCGCGCUGCCGUAAUGGAUGUGUCCAACGUUGAGGUUAUCUACGUUGUGGAGGAGUAUGAGGAGGUCGAGGAAGACGAGAUUAUUGAGGAGGUUAAGCCGAAAAAGAAGGAGAAAAAGGCCAGAAAGCCGCGCGUUCAGCGCAAGUCCAUCGACAAGGACAUGAGUCCUUCAGGCGGCGAUGAUGACGACUUGGGUGACUUCGGCGGCGAAGAUAGGGAGGACAGCGUUGACCUCGACGAGGGCGAUGAGCCCACCAAGAAGGGCAAGAAGAAGGCUCCGGCCAAGAAGAAGGAGAAGAAGGAGAAGUCGCCCAGUCCGAAAUUGACCUUGAAACUGGAGAUCGGCGGUGGCCAGAAGGCCAGCAAGAAGAUGUUCGAGCAGCAGCAGCAGCAGGCCAAGCCGCCGCCGAAGAAGAGCAAGAUGGUGCUCCAGAUGGAGGAGCAGGCGAAGGCAGCGGCCAAGGCCGCCGAGGAGGCGGCUGCGAGGGCCAAGCCGAAGGGCGAGACCUUUGAGGAGCGCCAGAAGCGCCUGCAAGCCGAAAAGGAGGAGCAGGAACGCCUAGAGGCUGAGCAGCGCGCUCAGGAAGAGGCUGAGGCGGAGGAGGAGGAGGAGGAACCAUCCGCGGUGGGCGAGGAGGGCGAAGAGGGCACUGAGGCUGGAUACGGAGACGAGGACCAGGAUCAGGAGUAUCCCGAGGAGGAAAUUGAGCCCGAGCCCGAGGAGAUAGAGGAGGUGGUGGACCCGAAGAAGAAGAAAGACAAGCGUCGCGGCAGCGACUCCUCCGACGAGUUCGUGCGUCCCGAUCCCCAAGAGGAGGAGCGCUGGCAGCGCAUUGCCGCUGUCGAGGGCGAGGAGUUCAUGCAGCAGAUGCGCAAAUACAGCCAGGCCAAGCGGGUCAGCGAGAAGGAGCGCGACGCCGACUGGCAGCGCCGCCGGGAGCAGGCACGCAAUCCCAAGUUCAUCAACUUCCUUUCCGAUCGAGCCGUCGAAGCAGGUCAAAGUGUGCGCCUGGCCUGCGCCGUCGAUGGCCCGGAGCUAUCGGCCAAGUGGUUCCACAACCGCAGGCAGCUGGAGCGUGACGGAUGCCACCGCAUAAUCAAUAACAACAAUAUCCUGGUGCUGGAAGUGCUAAACACCACCAUCUUGGACUCUGGAGAGUACUCGUGCGUGAUCUCGAACCAGAACGACGAGACGUCUUCGUCUUGCAUUGUGACCGUCUAUGAAAUUUUCAAGGACGAACCCAAACCCCCUUCCAUUCAGUAUAUCAAAGAGUACUAUCAUCUGCGCGACGAUGAGCUGACCAUCGAGUGCCACGUCCACGGUUAUCCUCGGCCGGUGAUCACCUGGUGGCGCGGCGCCUUCCAGGUCAAGCCCAGCUACAAGUUCACCAUGCUGGAGGAGGCUCACGGUGUGUGCAAGCUGCUCAUCUACAAGCCGGGCAACAAGGAUGGGGGCAUCUACACCAUGAAGGCCUUCAACUCCAGCGGAGAGGUGCAGAUCAACCACACGGUCGAGGUAGCCCGCAACCUGCACUACCACGUGCCCGGCAUCUUCCAUGCCCGCGACAAGAUCCAGCUAGACAGCUUGAAGCAGGCCAAGAAGGCCAUGGAGGAGGCCCUCAAGUCGAAGGCCGACUCCGACCAAAGGCGGGCGGAGGCGGAGGAGGAGUACCAGCGUUUGCAUCCGGCGCGGGCCACGCCGGAGAAGUUGGUGCCCGCCAAGCAGAAGUUGUCGUUUGCCACUCAGCUGCGCGAUCGCAUGGCGCUUGAGGGUUCGACCGUUAAGUUUGCGGCCACUGUGAUUGGCCCCGAUCCCAAUACCCGCUGGAUGAAGGACGACAAGUGGGUGGUAAUGAGCGACAACAUCAAGAACCUCUCCGAGGAGGGCAAGGCCAUCAUCCAGAUCAGCAACGUCACCAGUGCCGAUUCCGGUGUCUACAAGUGUGUGGCCAAAAACGAUCUCAGCGAGAUCGAGACCUCCUGCUACUUCAAGGUGUAUGCGGCACAGGCGGAUGGUGACGAGUCGGAACCCAUUUUCGCCCUUCCCCUGCGAGAUGUGUAUCAUGCCUCGCAGAACGAUCUGAUUCUCGAUACGAAGGUGCGAGGCAACCCCCGACCAGAGAUCUCGUGGACCAAGGACCAGAUACCCGUGGUGCUCGACGAUCGGGUGGUGCAGAUCGAGCACUUGGACGGCAUUUGCGAGCUGAUUAUCAACAAGCCGACGAUCAAUGACAACGGAAUCUAUGUCUGCACCGCCAAGAGCAAAUUGGGCAGUCAGUCGACCACCCACACGGUUGUCGUCGACACCACCCACACCUCGCGUCGUUCUAGCGUCCUGUCCGCCAUCGCCAUGCAGGAAGGAGGAGGAGACCCCGCCGAGGCCCCCAAGGCCAAGGGCAAGAAGAAGAAGAAGGACGACGAGGAGGCCGAGGCCGGCGGCGAUGGUGGCUACGAGCGACGCAGCCGGAUGCCGGAUCCUUCGCCCAAGCAGAUGUUGUACUUCACGGUCAACCCAACCAAUCGGUACGUUGCCGAGGGCUCCAAGGUCAAAUUGCAGGCCGUCAUCGGUGGACCCCAGCCGAUGAUCAAGUGGCAGAAGGAUGACCAGAAUGUCACCUAUGGCCCGAACAUUCGCAACAUGAACCGUGACAGCUUGGCGGUGUUGGAAUUCGUCAAUGCCCAGGUGGAGGAUUCGGGCACCUACUCCAUUAUUGCCCAAAAUGAUUCGUGCAAGAUCACCACCUCUGCCAUGCUGCAUGUCUACCAGACGAAGGUCAACACGGAUGUCCAACCCGUCUUUAUUCGCUCUCUGAAAGAGACCUAUCACCUGAACACCAAUGAGCUGAUCCUGGAGACAGCUGUGAGGGGUCAGCCCACACCGGAGGUCCAGUGGUUCAAGGACAGCAUCGAAAUCCAGAGCGGCGGUCGCUACCAGCUGAUUGAGCACCAGGACGGCACCCGGGAGCUGAUCAUCGAUCGGCCGGACAACAAGGACUCCGGCAAGUAUGUGCUCAAGGCAGAGAGUCGCGCCGGCAAGAUGGAGAUCUCGCACUACGUGCUGUUCGAGGGUCAAGCCCAUCACAUCUCGGACAACAUCCAUGGUGUGUUCCAUGCGGACAAGAGCCUGCUGCGUCCCAAGGAGGUGGAGAAGCCGGUGGAAAAGAAGCCCGCUCCUGCUGCCGCUGCGGCUGGCGAGCCGGAAUCCGAGGCUGAGGACGGCAAGGCAAAGAAGCGUGGCCGCAAGGAGGAGGAUGAUUCCUCGGCCUACGCCACCGACUAUGCUUCCGAUACGGCCAGCUUGUCGAGCAAGCGUCGCGAAAAGAACAUCGCUAUCCACUUCAGCACUUCGAUGAGGGAUCGCGUGGUGGCCGAGGGAUCCAAGGUUAAGAUUUCAUGCUUCCUGGAGGCCAAGGAGCCUCAGGUCAAGUGGUUCAAGGACGGCGAGCAGAUCCAGAACUCUCCGAAGAUCAGGGGCAGGUACAGCGAGGGCCUGUGCCUCCUGGAGGUCAUGAGCGCCACGGCCGAGGACAAUGGCGAGUACAAGUGCUGGGGUCGUGACGAGACCGGCGAGGCUUCCACCUCUUGCCGCCUCGAGGUGUACGAGGAUCCGGGCACGGGUGACGUACCACCCACCUUCACCCGCAACAUCAAGGACACGAUGCACGGCAAGAUUAACGAGCUGCAGCUGGACGUUCAUGUGCGCGGUCUGCCCACUCCCUCGGUUACGUGGGUGAAGGAUGGCGUCAAGGUGGAGAAUAGCGACAAGUACCAGCAGGUGGACCACGAUGACGGCACCUGUGAGCUCUUUAUCAGCCACCCGAAGCCUUCGGACAGCGGAAAGUACGUGUGCCAGGCGGAGAAUCGCGAGGGCAAGACGGAGAUUGUCCACAUGAUCACCGUGGAGAAGAGAGUGCGGGCACCACGCAUCUCGCCGCCCAGGGAGGGAAGACCUCCUCGUCCGGCUGGCGAUGAGGAGGCACCCCCAGCUGAAGGAGAAGAAGGCGAGGGGGCAGCCGAAGGCGAGGGUGGCGAGAGGCGACGCAGGAAGCCUAAGCCGGAUGAGGAGGAGCAGACCAGCUCCAGACGCGAAGUUCCACCGCCUCCGGAUCUAAGGAAGCGCCUGUACUUCAGGAACUUCCUCUCCAACCGAACGGUGAAAUCGGGCAGCAAUGUCAAGUGGAUGGUGAACAUCGAUGGACCGGAGCCAACUGCCAAGUGGUUCUUCGGUGACCAGCCGAUCGCCUUCGGACCGAAGAGCAAGAUGUCCAUGCAGGACGGCAUCGCCUGGUUGAACCUCGUGGGAGUCACAGAAGAAGAUGCCGGCGAAUACACUUUGCGGGUCAGGGGAAGUGAAAACGAAAUCGUGAGCACUUGCAAUUUGUUUGUGUACAGCACGGGCAAACCGGAGGUUAUCUCGCCCACCUUUGUAGUGGGCAUCAAAGACACAUAUUCUCUCAACGAGAAUGAGUUGGUUCUGGAUUGCCGCGUACGUGGCCAGCCGCGUCCCGAUGUCACAUGGGUCAAGGGCACCGAGCCCAUCGAAAGCAGCGAGCGGUACAAGCUGAGCGACCAGGCCGAUGGCUACGCCAAGCUGACCAUCGUGAAUCCCACCGAGAAAGAUUCGGGCAUCUAUUGGUGCGUGGCCCGCAACGAGGGAGCCGAGAACAAGAUCUCCCAUCAGGUGGACUUCAAGGGUCGCCAGAACUAUUCGCUGCAGAAGACGCACGGUUUCUUCCACCGCGAUCCCAACAAGCCGCACUUCCUAGGGCCAUUGGGCAACCAGACGGUCUGCAACGGCGGCACCGUCGCCAUCUCGGCCGAGUUCAUGCAGACCAGCACACCCAUCGAGGUCAAGUGGCUCCGCGAUCGCCGGGUGGUGGACGGACCCAAUGUCCUGGCCCUGGCCGACAAGGGUGUCUACACGCUGACCAUCAUGAAUGCCGGUCCCGAGGUCGAGGGCACCUACACCUGCCGCGCCUCCAAUGCCUUCGGACGCAUCGAGUCCAAUGUCAACGUCGACGUGGCCGUGGGAGCUGAGAAGGAUGAGCGUCCACCGCUGUUCCUGUCGCGACCGGACACCGAAAUGAAGAUCGCCGUGGGUGAUCCCUUCUCGCUGUCCUUCCGCAUUGCCGGCGAUCCGAAACCCAAGCUCACCUUCAUGAAGGGCACCAAGGACAUUACCCAGUCCGAUCGGGUCAGCAAAGAAGUGUCCGAUGACUACACAAGAUUCUCAGUGCAGCAAGCCCAGAUCUCCGAUUCUGGCACUUACUUCGUGGUGGCCCGCAACAACUUUGGCACUGACAGGAUAUUCGUCACUGUGACGGUAAACCCGCGCGCUCGCUCCGCCACUCCAACGCAACCACGCUGGGGCCUUCCCCUGGACAGUUACAGCGACACUUCGUACUUCAGAGAUCCACCCGGUUGCAUUUCCACCGAACCACUGGUCGUUGAUUCCGGGCCCACGCACAUCUCGUUGUCAUGGGGCAAGCCGGUUAGUGCCAAUUCGGCUCCGGUGAUGGCCUACAAGGUGGAGGCCUGGGUUGUGGGUCACGAGGGCGGCGCCUACUGGCGGGAAUUGGGCCUGACGCCCAUCAACUCCUUCGACGCCUUCAACCUGAAGCCCAACGUUGAGUACCACUUCCGGGUGACGCCGAAGAACCGAUAUGGCUGGGGACCCACCGUCCAGACCACCAGUCCCCUCCAAGUGGGCGGCGUCGAGUGCCUGCCGGAGUUCGUCAAGAUCCUGCCCGGCCAGGCCAAGGCUCUGUUGGGUUCGUCCUUCACCCUGCAGUGCAACAUGCGUGGAGCUCCCAGGCCGCAGGUCACCUGGUUCAAGGACGGCAUUCAACUGAGCAGCAGCUCGGAACGCGUCAAGGUCCGGCAGAUCGGUUCAACCUGUGCCUUGACCAUCGCCACGGUCAGCGAACUGGACUCCGGGCGAUACACCUGCGAGGCCACCAACUCGAAGGGAAGGGUCUCCACCUUUGCCCGCCUCCAGGUUGUCUCCGAUUCGCGAAUCUACGAGGCGGAUUCGCGUCUCAAGGAGAUUGCCCAUGGUCGCAAUGUGGCCGAUGUCGGUGACUCACUGCCCAUCUUCACCAUGCGCCUGAGGGAUCGCCGUGUUCAGGUCACCUAUCCAGUGCGACUCACCUGCCAGAUUGUGGGCUAUCCCCUGCCGGAGAUCCUGUGGUAUAAGGACGAUCAACUUAUUUAUACCGACAGGAAGCAUCUCAUCAGUGCCGAGGGACAGUUCUUUACGCUGGAAAUUGCUGCCACCACGCUGGACGAUAGCGGCAUCUACACCUGCCUGGCCAAGAACGAACUGGGUUCGGUGUCCUGCCACUGCACCCUGGUCGUGGACAAGGGCAUUCGGGCCUACAUCUCCCCCGACUUCUAUGUGCCCCUGGAUCCGUUCUACAUAUUCCGCGAGGGCUCCGAAAUCCGUCUGUCCACGAAGGUAGAGGCAUAUCCCUCAGUCGGUGUCACCUGGCAUCGCAACGGGAUGCGCCUGCGACCGAGUCGUCGUCUGACCGCCACCUUGGACUCCAAUGGCUAUGUGGAGCUCAUUAUUGCCGAGGCAACGGUCCGGGAUGCCGGCAUUUAUGUGUGCGUCGCUUCCAACGUCGUGGGAAAAGUGGAGACCAUCUGCCGGGUGGCCAUUGAGGAGGAGGAGAACAAGACGAUGGCCCCGCAACGUCCACUGGAAAUUCCCAGCAUCAAGACUGAAGAUUUACCUUAUUCCAAGGAGCCCCUAUUCGUGGUGAAGCCGCGAUCCAGCGAAGCCUACGAGGGCGACAACGUCAUCAUAUUCUGCGAGGUGGUUGGCGAUCCCAAGCCCGAAGUCGUUUGGCUGCGCGAUUUUCUGAAUCCGGAGUACUACAAGGACGCGCCCCACUUCCGGCGCAUCGGAGACGGACCCGAGUACAGACUGGAGAUACCCAGCGCCAAGUUGGACUUCACCGGCACCUAUUCCGUGAUAGCCAGCAAUUGCCAUGGCGAGGCCAAGGCUGUAAUAUCGCUACAAAUAUUCGCCAAAGAUAUACUCAACAAAAGCCGCAUGGAUAAAGUGCAUACCAGGCAUGGCAACAUCGAGACCCUUCCCCGAUUUGUUCGCAACUUGCGAAACCUGCGCUGUUGCGACGGGGAUGCGAUAUCGCUGGAGUGCCAUGUCGAGGCCGAUCCGGAGCCAUUCAUCAUUUGGGAGAAGGACGGGCAUGUUGUGCCCAGCGAUCGGGACUACGUGAUGUCCUUCGACGGCACCAAGGCCACGCUGAGCAUUCCGCGCGUGUAUCCCGAGGACGAGGGCGAGUACACUUGCGUGGCCAAGAAUUCGGUGGGCCGCAGCCUCUCCUCCGCCUGCAUAAUCGUCGAUGUGCCCGAGGAGAAGGAGAAUAUGUUGAGUCGCCAGCUCACGCGUCCCAGCGGCCUCCUCUCCGCCCACUCCACGCCCCGUUCCACGCCGAGAUCGACGCCCGCCCGGAGCUUCUCCCCCCUGCGCUUGUCCUAUCGCACCAGCAGCAUCGAUUUGAGCGGAAUUUCGGAGCGCAGGCGAAGCGACGCCAGGAAUGCCAUCACUGCGCCCAAGUUCCUCGCCAUUCCCUACAAUCGCGUGGUCGAGGAGGGCGACAGCGUGCGCUUCCAGUGCGCCAUCUCCGGACAUCCCACACCGUGGGCCACCUGGGACAAGGACGGGCUGAUUGUCACGCCCACGCCGCGCAUUGCCGUCAAGGAGAUCGACGACCUGCGCAUCAUCGAGAUCGAUGAGGUGUCCUUCGACGAUGCCGGCCUGUAUCGCGUCACCCUGGAGAACGACUUCGGGCGGAUCGAGGCCACCGCCCGUCUGGAUGUCAUCCGCAGCUCCCGCUACUCCAAGUCGCCCUCCGUGCGCAGUGUGCGCGCCUCCUCCUCCCGCCGAAAUGCCCAUUUGUACAGACGCAUCAUGGGUCCAUCCACAGCAAUUGGCGGACGCAUGGCUCUGGCAAGCGGCUAUCGGGGCUCCUCGGUGCCCUCGGUGAGAUUCUACCACAACAAUGUGGAGCUUGAGGCGUCGGAGCGAGUGCACAUCCUGCUGCAGGAGGAGGAAUCGAUGGCCCUGCUGAUCGUGGACAAUGUGACGCGUGAGGACGAGGGCCUGUACACCUGCAUCUUUAGCGGCGACCACGAUCCCCUGAUCAGUUCCACCACAGUCACCUUCCACGAACCGAACACGGAGAUUCCAAGACGCCGUGCCGUCAUCGCGGAACCACUGCCUGAGAUUACCAAAUCGCUGGAGGGCGAGGUGAUCGAUCUGUGCUGCGCCAUCGACUGCGAUGUGCCCUACAGCUACGUUUGGCUGCGAAAUGGCGAAAUUCUACCGGACAGCGAUGAGUUCAAUUACAUUGAUCACGGCAAUGGACGACUGUGCCUGCGAAUCAACGACGCCUUCGACAUUGACUCGGGCAUCUACAGCUGUCAGGUGUUUACCAGUGACUCCACCUCCUCUUGGAACUCUAUAAACUCCACCAACUUCAGCGAAUGCGAUUGCAGCAGCAGCGGGGAGCUGUGCGUUCGGGAGCGGGAUCUUCGUAGGGAGGAUGAGGAGUGUGUCCAGCUUCUGAAAUCCCCACUUCCGGUGGUCUGUGGCUCCGGCGAGGAAGCCCUGUUCUAUGCCCGUGUUUUCCCCUGCCAAGCGGAAGCCGAAUGGUACCUCAACGGCCAGCUUUUGGCCCAUUCGGAUGACUCACUUAACAUGACGUUGGAGUCAUAUCCAGAGAACGGCAUUCGGCUGCUGCGCAUGCGUGACGUCACUGCCGCAAGGAGCGGAGAGAUCUGUCUGCAGGUGAAGCAUCCCCAGGCGGAAACGCGGCGCAUUCCCGCCACCCGCAGCUACACCAGCCUCCUGGUUCUGCCCGCCAUCAGGGGCAACAGCUCCGGUUCCUCGCUGGCGGCCAGAAGCUGCAUUUUGACACGCCCCGAGGACUGCACCGCCCUAAUCGGUGGCCAUGUUCGGCUGAGCGUCCGCUACGAGCCAUUCCCGGGCACCCAAGUCAUCUGGUACAAAGCGUGUCAUCCCAUUGUUGAGAGCUCCAAUGUGACGAUCCGGACGACGGGCCAACAGUCGACGCUCUACAUCACGGACAUCUCGGCGGAUGACAGUGGCAAGUACACGGUGGAGGUGAUGAGCGACUACGGCGUGGAGGCCUCGGCUGCCUCGGUGGCAGUGGAAGGACCUCCGGAGCCACCGAGCGGACAACCCAGCGUCUCCCUGGGACCAGAUCGCGUGGCGGUGGCCUGGUGUGGUCCACCCUACGACGGGGGCUGUAUGAUCACGGGCUUUAUCAUUGAGAAGCAGACCAUUGGUGAGGAUUGUGAUACGGACAGCUGGCAGCUGGUGACCCGCGUGGUGGACACUUUGGCCUACACUGUGAAAAACCUGCAGCCACAGAUGCAGUACCGCUUCCGGGUUCGUGCCGAGAACAUCCAUGGACGCAGUGAACCCGGCCAGGCCAGCGAACUGGUGCAGAUCACUAGCAAACCUCAGAGAGGUACCACAUCCGAUGUCACCGAUCAUUUCGGUCAGUCGGUGAGCGUCCAGUCCGGCGGAGACUUCAAGUCACGAUUCGAGAUCAUCGAGGAGCUGGGCAAGGGACGCUUUGGCAUCGUCUACAAGGUGCAGGAGCGCGGUCAGCCGGAGCAGCUGCUGGCCGCCAAGGUGAUCAAGUGCAUCAAGUCGCAGGAUCGGCAGAAGGUGCUCGAGGAAAUCUCCAUCAUGCGUUCGCUGCAGCAUCCGAAGCUGCUUCAGCUGGCCGCCUCCUUCGAGAGUCCCAGGGAGAUUGUCAUGGUGAUGGAAUACAUCACUGGCGGUGAACUAUUUGAACGGGUAGUCGCUGACGACUUCACCUUGACCGAAAUGGACUGCAUUCUGUUCCUGCGACAGGUGUGCGAUGGAGUGGCCUACAUGCACGGCCAGAGUGUGGUGCACUUGGACCUGAAGCCCGAGAACAUUAUGUGUCAUACCCGCACCAGCCACCAGAUCAAGAUCAUUGACUUUGGCCUGGCCCAACGGCUGGAUACAAAAGCCCCAGUCCGAGUUCUCUUCGGAACCCCCGAGUUUAUACCACCGGAGAUCAUCAGUUACGAGCCCAUAGGCUUCAAGUCGGACAUGUGGAGUGUGGGCGUCAUUUGCUAUGUGCUACUCUCGGGUCUCUCACCUUUUAUGGGCGACACCGAUGUGGAAACCUUUUCGAAUAUUACAAGAGCGGAUUACGACUACGAUGACGAGGCCUUUGACUGCGUUUCCCAGGAGGCCAAGGACUUUAUCUCACAGUUACUGGUUCACCGGAAGGAGGAGCGCCUGACCGCCCAGCAGUGCCUGGAGUCCAAGUGGUUGUGCCAGCGCCACGACGACAAUCUCAGCAAUAACAAGAUCUGCACGGACAAGCUGAAGAAGUUCAUCAUUCGGCGCAAGUGGCAGAAAACGGGUAAUGCCAUCCGUGCUCUGGGUCGCAUGGCCAAUUUGUCGGUGUCGCGCAGGAACUCUGCCAUUGCCAUGGGAGCACUGAGUAGUCCAAGGCCCUCGAUUUCGGGACUGGGCAUGCUGACCCCCAUUGGCAGUGGGAUGAGCUCCCAGAUGACCUCCCUCCACGAGGAGGAGGACGACUUCAGCGUGGAGAUGCCGCCAGUGGAGAAGCGUACCGUUCUCAAGCUGCGCGAUAAGUCACAGUGCAGUGAACGAAGUGACUCCGGUUACAGCGAGUGCUCCAAUUGCAGUGGCGCCCAGGAGACACUCCUGCUCUCGUUGGCCAAGUCAAAGCUGGAGGCGAUAGCCAAGGCGAGCACCUCCUCACCAGCAGUGGUUCCGGACACGGAGCUCCAUCCCGUCACCCUGGAACUGCCCACCAAGGGCAGUGAGGCCAUCAUGCGCUCCGACUUUACCAACACCAUCAAGAUGCGCAAAAAGUCACUGGAGGACAGCGCCGCCCGGGAGAAACCAAAGUCCAAGGCCCAAGUCAAGCCUCUGUGUGAGUCCAAGCUGAAGGUGUCCCAGCUGAAGGACAGGUUCCAGGUUGCCCCUGCUCCUGCUUCUGCAUCCGCAUCCGCUGCUAACAAACCUCCGCUUGCCUUUGAGCCCUUCAAAAUAGCCAAGGUGGCGAGUGUGGGACGCAUCAGUAGAAGUAACUUUUGUUCAUGGCCCGAAACGGAUCUUUAAAGUAUUGCCUAGGGU